GAUUCACAAUGUCGAAGCGAGGACGGGGAGGUUCCGCCGGAAACAAGUUCCGGAUGUCGCUCGGUCUGCCGGUGGCUGCGACGGUGAACUGUGCCGACAACACCGGAGCAAAGAACUUGUAUAUCAUCUCAGUGAAGGGAAUCAAGGGUAGACUCAACAGGUUGCCUUCUGCUUGCGUGGGAGACAUGGUUAUGGCCACGGUGAAGAAGGGGAAACCUGAUCUCAGGAAGAAGGUCAUGCCUGCUGUCAUCGUUCGCCAGCGCAAACCCUUUCGCCGAAAGGACGGUGUAUUCAUGUACUUUGAAGAUAAUGCUGGAGUCAUUGUGAAUCCAAAAGGAGAAAUGAAAGGGAGUGCCAUUACAGGACCUAUUGGAAAGGAAUGUGCUGAUCUUUGGCCUAGAAUUGCCAGUGCUGCCAAUGCUAUUGUUUAGAGUAAUUGUUGCAACAUGUUUUGAGAUUUUAUUGUGUUUAUCAAGAUAUUAAUAUUUUGAAUGUUGGGCUUUGCUUUAGUGGUCACUUUGCUAUGAUGUCAGAAUUUUUGCAUUAACUUCAAAUGUGUGUUUAUUAUCCUACCUUUUUUUAUCAUGGGAUUUUGUUUUAUACGUCUAGUAUCCUCAAUUAACUGUCUUAUACGAAUUGGCUAUCCGCUGAUUGCAUGUAAACCACUAAUUUCUGCUGUGUUGGGUAUGUAAAAAAGGGGUAAUGAAAAUAGUGGGAGAAAAAUGUACAUUUAUUUAUAUUCUCAUUUGAUAGUUUGGACAAUUAGGAUGUCUUUACAUGAACGGUUUUUGGUCUUUGAUCAGACUUGUGACAGUUUUAAAUUACAGAGACUAAAU
Molecule: messenger RNA, 836 nt
Organism: Cuscuta europaea
Lineage: Eukaryota; Viridiplantae; Streptophyta; Magnoliopsida; Solanales; Convolvulaceae
Source: the annotation of a GenBank genome assembly